Messenger RNA from Mercenaria mercenaria, 1873 nucleotides. Its product is annotated as trans-1,2-dihydrobenzene-1,2-diol dehydrogenase-like. The record is from RefSeq and is a predicted model, not a curated record. The transcript has 7 exons. The coding region runs from base 8 to 1006 and encodes 332 amino acids. Gene Ontology annotation, molecular function: nucleotide binding. Lineage: Eukaryota; Metazoa; Mollusca; Bivalvia; Venerida; Veneridae.
UAGUAAGAUGCCAGCAACGAGAUGGGGCUGUGUAGGGCCGGGCAAGAUAUCUUGGGACUUCUUCCUGGCGAUACAAGACAAUCUUCAAAAGGCUGAUCACGAUUUUGUAGCUGUUGCCUCAAGAGACCAAGAUAGGGCUCAAAAAUUCGCUGAUAAGUUCCAUUUUAAGAAAGCAUACGGCUCAUAUGAAGAACUUGCUCAGGACAAAGACGUGGAGGUUGUUUACAUCGGAACUGUCCACAUUAGUCACGCGGAACUGUCAAUCAAAAUGUUGAAAGCAGGAAAGCACGUGAUCUGUGAGAAGCCAAUGGGAAUGAAUUACAAACAAGUGAAACAAGUCCUAGAUGUUGCCAAGGAACAGAAACGUUUGUUUGUAGAGGCUGUAUGGAGUCGCUGGUUCCCGGUGUAUGAGAAGAUACGUGAAGAGCUGGCUACUGGCUGCAUUGGUGAUCCGAGGCUGGUACAAGCCAAUUUCUGUAUACCUAUAGCAAACGUUGGCAGAAUAAACGAUAUAAAGGUCGGCGGAGGAGGGCUUCUUGACAUUGGAAUUUAUGUUGUCCAGUUUGCAGUUUUUGUUUACAACGAAAUGCCGGAAACUAUUACCGUUGUCGGGAAUAUGCGAGGAGACGUGGAUGAGAGUGCUUGCAUUAUACUUAAAUACAAAAAUGGAGCAAUGGCUAAUUUGACAUAUCAUACGGAUGCUGGAACGGGAAAUAACACGGCGACUAUUCUAGGGAAAAAAGGCCGCAUACAGGUAGACUCCCCUUUUCACUGUCCUACAACCAUGACAAGUUCUUCCGGAACCUUCAAGUUUGCACUGAAGGACGGGGACUACUUUCACGGCAAUAGUGCCGGACUCCAUUACGAGGCUGCUGCAGUACGGGAGUGUAUAAACAAAGGUUUACAAGAAAGUCCUAACUUCACCCAUAGUGACAGUGAACUGGUUCAUAGAAUCAUGGAUGAAGUUCGUAAACAGAUAGGAAUGAAAUAUCCAGAUUUUGAUUAACAAUACCAUUUGAAGAUGUUGUUGAAGGUCAUGCGCAAUAGCACGUGUGCAUUUCUCGUGUUAUAUGGUUGCUGGUGUAAUUCAAUCGUGUCUAUGUAAUAACACAAACAAACAUAUUUUAUUGAAAGAGUUCAUUUUUGCUCAGAUUAGAUAUAGUAUAAAAUAGAGAUUUGAAGUUAAUAAUGUUACAUGUAUGUUAAUCUACGACGGAAGAGAUCAAACGAUAGGUUUAUCAGUCGUGCAGGUAUGAAAAAAGCCAUGCAAAUAUGAAAAAGCCAUGCAAAUAUGAAAAAUCCAUGCAAAUAUGAAAAGCCAUGCAAAUAUGAAAAAGCAACAAUAAAGAAUGAUUAUUAAUUUCAAAUUGGAUUAACAUUGAUUAACAUCUAUACACUUUUAAACAGUGUUGAUUUAACUCAUACACAUGUCCUUUGUACAAAAGUGUUACAGAUCCUUCGUAAUCUAAAAUAAAAGAACUUACGAUCUGAAACUGAAACUGAAAAACUGAAACUGUUUUAUUUGAUUAAACGCCUAUUUUUACGUAAAACAUAUUCAAUGGCGUUUUACAAAUACAUAAUAAAUACGUCUAAAAAUUAAGAUAUUUUAAAUGACAUAUGAAAUAAAUGAUAAAUGAGCAUAAAUAUCAUUGUGAAUAAACUAUUUAGUAAACAUUAAACAAAAGAUCAGGCAUCAGAUAAGACUAAUAAAAUAUUAGAAUAUUAAGAUACAGUAAGAUAGCUGUUUUGUUAUUAAGUAAGUAGAGGUGGAUUAUUGCGACAUGUCCAUAAGUUAUUACAAACAACUGUGUUUUUGUAUUUGUGAUAAAAUAGUUCAUAUUCGAAUGUAUCUACACAAUAAAAUCAUCCAGUU